AUGAUCACUAACCCGUGUAAGUAGAUAAGAUCGGUUAAGUUAAUAUAUAUUUAGUUGUAUAUAUACUAGUUACUUUUUCUGUUUAAAGCAAAAAAGUGAGCUAAUGACUGAUUUAUGACAUUGUUGUAGCCUCAAACGUAUGGCAUGAGCUGAUGGUCGUCUUCAUCCAAGCACCGGUCGAAUGGACGGCUGGUGUAAUGGUUGGUAUCUUCUUUGGUCUCAUCUUGUGGGUGGUACCUUCAAACGAGUCCCAGCACUUGGCCUUGGAAAGAGUCUGUCUGGUGCUUGUCGGUUCCAUGACAUUUAUGUUUGGUGCCGAAGCUUUGAAAGUGAACUCAAUGGGUGUGGUUACUGUAAUUACAGGGGCUAUUGUAGCUUCGCUUCGGUGGAAGUCAUACAAUCCUGAGGUCAGUGGAGAUUACUUUUAUGGUUACUGUGCUUGAUUUCGUAUCAUAAAAUUGAAGAUAUGUUUAUGUUAUAAUAGAUAUUGGGUUUGCAGAGUUACCUUACCGCUGCCCACUUCGAACUAAAUGAAUGGGAGGUAAAGUUACAUCAGAGUAAAGAAGAAAAGGUCUUGAAGCUUUUGUGGGAUUACAUGGUGGAGCCACUUAUUUUUGGAAUGAUUGGGUUCAUGUUCGGCUUGGACAAGGUAAGUUUACUUUCUACUACAAUAUGUGUUUAACAACACAUUUUACUACUGUUAUCAAUGAUUACAAUAUUAUAGAGAAAAUUUAAUUAAACCGAAAAUAUAAAGAUUGAUAACUCCACUUUAGGUGACCUUAUCAAUGACACUUUGGGGACUGUUCAUCAUACUAUUCGCAUUGGUUAUACGAACCGUGGUGACAUAUAUGACACUUAGUAACUCUGAACUAAACAAAAAGUUCAAAUUGUUCGUAGCUUUGUCAUGGCUGACUAAAGGGGCCAGUACUGCUCGACCUGGUGCUCACCAAUGGAUAAUUAUUACAAUAAAACUUCGCGGAAUUUUUCAGUUGCAGUUUAUGUUUUGA
Bursaphelenchus okinawaensis is the source of this 1007-nucleotide messenger RNA. Lineage: Eukaryota; Metazoa; Nematoda; Chromadorea; Rhabditida; Aphelenchoididae. The record is from the annotation of a GenBank genome assembly.